AUGCCUCUCAAGCUGAACAGCACAAACUUGUCCCAAAUCGCGGGUGACCAGGUCAAGGUCCCUGCCUACCAGCGCGGUGCCGCCGUCAAGGAGGGCAUUGUCCACAUUGGCGUGGGUGGCUUCCACCGAGCCCACCUGGCUGUCUAUGUCGACAAAUUGAUGCAGAACCACGGCAUGACCGACUACGCUAUCUGCGGUGUCGGUUUGCAGCCCUUCGAUGCCACCAUGCGGGACGUUCUGAACUCCCAAGACCACCUGUACACUGUCAUCGAGCGUUCCGCCAAGGGAAGCUUUGCCAAUGUCGUGGGCAGCAUCAAUUCCUACCUCUUUGCCCCCGAUGACCGGGAGGCUGUCAUUGCCAAGAUGGCCCACCCAGACACCCACAUUGUCUCCCUCACCAUCACCGAGAGCGGCUACUACUACAACGAGAACUCCCACGAGCUGCAGAGCGAGCACCCAGACAUCCAACACGAUAUCAACCCAGCCAACGAGAAGGCUCCCCGCACAACCUUCGGCUUCCUCUACGCUGCCCUGGCCCGCCGCCACCAGCAGGGUCUCAAGCCGUUCACCGUCAUGUCCUGUGACAACAUGCAGAAGAACGGUUCCAUCACCCGACACAUGCUCGAGUCUUUUGCCAAGCUUCGUGACCCGGAGAUUGCCAAAUGGAUUGCCGAGAAGGGCGCCUUCCCCAACGCCAUGGUCGACCGAAUCACUCCCCAGACAUCGGCCAACGAUAAGACUACCCUGGCAAGUGACUUUGCCAUUGAGGACGCCUGGCCCGUCGUGACCGAGCCCUUCAUGCAGUGGGUCAUUGAAGACCAAUUCUCCGACGGCCGUCCUCAGUUCGAAAAGGUCGGUGUCCAAGUUGUGAAGAACGUGCACGACGUCGAAGAGUUCGAGAAGCACAAGCUCCGUUUGCUGAACGGCAGUCACUCCGCCAUUGGAUACCCGGGUCAGCUUGCUGGCUUCAAGUACGUGCACGAAGUGAUGGAGAACCCAUUGUACCACAAGUUCGUGUGGCAAAUGAUGCAAGAAGAGGUCAAGCCCCUUCUCCCCGACAUCCCGGGUGUCAACAUCGACGAGUACUGCCACACUUUGGUUGAGCGGUUCUCCAACCCCACCAUUAUGGACCAGCUGCCUCGUGUCAGUCUCAAUGCCUCCGGCAAGAUCCCCCAGUUCAUCAUGCCUUCAAUCGCCGAGGCUAUCUGGGGAACCAAGCCUUUCGGCCGGCUGUGCUUCGUCGCCGCCGCCUGGUUCCGAUACAUCCUCGGUGUCGACGACCAGGGCAACACCUUCAAGGUCGAAGAUCCAAUGUUCGAGGAACUCGAGGCCAAGGCCCGUGCUGGCGGUACCAAGCCCCAUGAGCUGCUCUCUAUUAAGAACCUAUUCGGUGACGACUUGCGUAACGACAAGCGCUUCAUUGAGACAAUCACCACGGCGAUGGAGGACAUCGCUCGGGAUGGUAUCAUGAAGUCCAUGGCCAAAUACGUUGACUAA
Messenger RNA from Penicillium olsonii, 1497 nucleotides. NCBI's taxonomy places the organism in Eukaryota, Fungi, Ascomycota, Eurotiomycetes, Eurotiales, Aspergillaceae. The record is from the annotation of a GenBank genome assembly.